UCUUCAUUGUGCUGAACUUGGGUUCUCUGCACUGGGCCUAACUCAAGGGCUUGACAAGGGUUGCUCAGUGCCCUUCACUUACAAGUAUUCAUGUGCCUGGCUUAGCAUGAGUGCGCACUGAGGCAGCACUGCUGAGCUGAGCUGGGCACAGAAACUCCUUGGGCUUGUUUUGUGCUCUGACACUAACACCAUCACCUCUUUCAGAGCUAUCAGCCCUGAGUCUUAUCUGAGUCGUGCUUUGACCCUUCCUUGGGAUUCCCACAGCCUUCCUUACCAGAGCCCUGCUGGAACAGCUGCUGCCUCCAUCCCAAGGCACUUCACAUCCCUGCUGAAUAAAGCUGGGGUUUAUUUAAUCCCUCUCAUAAGACAUUGCUCAUUUGCAAGGUAAUGCUCAUCUGUGGUGACCCAUCACAUUGCCUGGGGACAGAGGGCUGGGACUCAAACCAGCCCGGUGGGAAGCAGAGGAUGCUCUUGCAGAGCCCGUCUGUGGGUGCUGCUGGCAGCCAGGGUGGGGAGCAAGCAGCCUCCCAUUGGGUGCAGCAGCCACCUCGGCAGCCCAGGAAGCUGUGGUGUGUGCUGCAUGGUAUCUGCUCGGAGCCAUCUGCUCUGGAAGGAGCUCAAGAAGAGCUCACAUCGAGAUGCUCGAGCUGCUCCGGAGCCCCUCAUAAGGAACAACUGGGAUAAAAGAAGCCAAAUCCUGCAGGACGGGUGGCAAAGGGAGCAUGGUUGGAUCCCUGCCCUUCACAGUCAGCAGCCUUUGAGUCUCUGCUAGAGCUCAGCCCCACGGAAGCGGCUGCCCCAUGGCUGCAGUGGGGGGUGAAGGACAUGGGGGGACCCCACUGGUGCCAGCGGGCGCUGCCCUGGCCCUGCUCGGUGGCCUGGUCUACCUGGGUGCCCUGUGCGCUGCCUGCAGACGCAAGGGCAGGAAGAAGCAGCUCCCUCCGGACGGGGUGAAGCUGGUGGAUGAGUCCCUGCUCAGACCGACUCCGCUGCGGUCGCUCAGCAAGUCCGACACGAAGCUGCACGAACUGCACCGGGUGAAGGCAGCGGAUGAGGCCCAGCGCCCGGCCAGCCUGGACUUCAGCUGCCCCACACCCAGUGCCCCCCAGCACGGCACCAGUGUCCUCCUGCACCGGGAGCUGCCGCAGAUCCCGGUCCCCGAGCCCCCGGCCCCCGAACAGACAUACUCCAACCUCCGCUUCCCCCCUCGCCGGCGCCCGGCCCCAGACACCGUCUAUGAGUGCGUGGCUAUGGGGGGAGAAGAGGCCUCGGGGUCCCCCCCUCGGGCCGGGCAUGGGGGGGCCGAUUACGCCUGCGUGCGCAAGGUGAAGAAGGGGAUGCCCGUGGAGGUGCAGGAUGCGGCCGCAGCCAUGGGGACCCCACCGGUGCUGCAGUGCUGGGGUGGCAAAGGAGGUGCCCCCCAAGUGAAGCUGGAAGAGAUGUACUCCACGGUGUGCAAGGCCACCAAGAGGAAACCCCAGGUCCCUGCAUCGCCCCCGAGGGAGGAGGGAGCCCAGGCUCAGCCCUGGUCCCCAGCAGCCCAUGGCCCCCUGGACCCCUGCUAUGAGUCCAUCAAUGACAGAGCCUGGACCAUCCAGGGCCGCGGCCCUGACCCGGACUAUGAGGCCGUGGAUGUCAACUGGAAGAGGGCAGCGAAGAGGGAUAAGGCCCCUGAGAACCUAUAUGAGAGCGUUGGGGACAUCUGGGCCGGGGGGUCCCAAAGAGCAGCGGCUAGGAUGGCAGCCAAUGGCCUGGAGGUUUACAUCACCAACCUAUAGCACCCUAUGGCUGGGCUCCCAUGGGAUCGGCUUUCCAGGGGGUUGACCCCCCCCUGGGAUGGGCACACUUGAACCCAUCCCCACUGCAUCCCCAUAAGGGCUUUCUGUAUGUAUCUUGUAUCCCUUUGAGCAUCCUUGUCCCAUCCCAACCCAUGGUGAUGUUGGGUGCCCUGGGAUGGGUGGUUUGGGGGUGCUGGGUGCCACAUGGAGCCUGAUGGGACAGUGACGGUGCUGCCACCACAAUGGGAAUAGGGUUGGGACCAGUUGUGGUGGUGGGGUCAGCCCCGUGGCUCUGUGCUGCAGGAUCAGGCCCUUCCUUCAUCACCUGGGUUAUGCCAUGAGUGAGGGUCUCCAUCAUCCUCCCUUUGUCUUGGGGGGAGCAGAGCCCCAUCCAGCCCCCAGGAAGCCCUGAGCACCUUCAUCCCCAUCCCUGGUUAUGGGGACCUUGGGGCAGAGCAGGCUGCGGACUCUGCUUUGUCCCUCUCACCCAUUCCCACCUUAUGGGUCCGUACAAGAGUGAGGUGCUUCUGUAAGCUGCCAUCUCCCAAACACCAUUAAAAGGCUGUGAUGGGGUUA
Messenger RNA from Melopsittacus undulatus (budgerigar), 2354 nucleotides. It is a transcript of the gene LIME1, whose product is annotated as Lck interacting transmembrane adaptor 1. Gene Ontology annotation, biological process: B cell receptor signaling pathway; T cell receptor signaling pathway. The transcript has 6 exons. Gene Ontology annotation, cellular component: B cell receptor complex. Lineage: Eukaryota; Metazoa; Chordata; Aves; Psittaciformes; Psittaculidae. The record is from RefSeq and is a predicted model, not a curated record. The coding region runs from base 801 to 1778 and encodes 325 amino acids. Gene Ontology annotation, molecular function: protein kinase binding.